Paramisgurnus dabryanus is the source of this 3472-nucleotide messenger RNA. Lineage: Eukaryota; Metazoa; Chordata; Actinopteri; Cypriniformes; Cobitidae. The record is from RefSeq and is a predicted model, not a curated record.
GAACCUGUUGAAGAAAGCAUGCAUGCAGAUGCACAAGCAAGCAUUACAGUCAACAGAAUCUCCAUUGAGAGUGUGGAACAGAUGCUGAUACAACAGUACAACCACGAUUUUCCUGAAAGAGAUUGUGAUGACAGAGCUGAAUUGUCGCAGAUGGAUCACCAGUUUAUGGAAUCUGUGUCUAACUCAGUGCAGUUUUACGAUGGCCACUAUUACAUUGACCUCCCUAUCAGGAAAACUUUUCCCCAAAUGCCUAACAAUCGAAAUGCUGCUGUUCAGCGAGCACUGAAUAUCAAGAAGAAAUUUCAGAGAAAUCCCUCCUUUCAUGCAGAGUACACAAGUUUCAUGAACGACAUGCUAAGCAAAGGCUAUGCAGUCAAAGUGAAUAAAUCACACUUAAGUCGUCAAGACGGUCAAGUUUGGUAUAUACCUCACCACGGUGUAUACCAUCCUCAGAAGAAGAAACUAAGAGUGGUCUUUGACUGUGCUGCCAGUUUUCAAGGAGUGUCUUUAAAUAGUGAGCUCCUACAGGGUCCAGACAUGACAAAUUUACUUAUUGGAGUGCUUACUCGCUUCAGACAAGAGUCGGUUGCCAUGAUUGCAGAUGUUGAAGCUAUGUACUAUCAAGUGAGAGUUCCUGAAAAGGAUAGUGACAUGCUUCGUUUCCUAUGGUGGCCAAAUGGAGAUGUAAAUCAGGACUUGGAUGAAUACAAAAUGGUUGUCCACCUCUUUGGAGCCAAGUCUUCUCCUAGUGUAGCUAAUUUUGCCCUUAGGAAAACAGCAGAAGACAAUCGUACCAAGUCAUCGGUCGAAGCAGUCAAUACAGUUCUCAAGAACUUUUAUGUAGACGACUGUUUAAAGUCUGUUUCAAGUUCUUCUCAAGCAGUUACACUGUACAAAGACCUCACAAAACUGUGCGCGAGUGGAGGAUUUCAUCUUACUAAAUGGGCAAGCAACAGUCGUGCUCUGUUGGCCUCUGUUCCAGAAAGUGAAAGAAUUGCAGGUGUCAGAGACUUGGAUUUGAGUAAAGAUGCACUUCCUGCAGAGAGAGCAUUAGGAGUGUUAUGGUGUGCCAAUUCAGAUGUGUUCAAAUUCAAGAUUAAUUUGAAAGAAAAACCUGUAAACAGAAGAGGAAUCCUGUCAGUCACAAGCUCCAUCUAUGACCCCUUGGGCUUCCUAGCACCUGUAAUAUUGCCAUCAAAGAUUCUAAUGCAACAGUUGUGCAAAGAAAAACUCACAUGGGAUGAGGACAUUCCAAAACAGUGUGCAGAAAGAUGGACUUCUUGGUUACGAGGGUUAAAUCAGUUAGCUGACUUCAGUGUAACAAGGUGUAUAAAACCAGUGGACUUUGGAGUGCCCACCUCUGCACAACUGCAUCACUUCUCGGAUGCAAGUGAGGUAGGAUAUGGAGUUGUCUCAUACCUCAGAUUGUUGAAUGCUGAUGGACUCGCACACUGUGCCUUCGUGAUGGGGAAAUCUCGUGUGGCGCCAUUAAAGCAGACCACCAUUCCACGUAUGGAGUUGACUGCUGCUGUCGUUGCUGUUAAAACGGACAAGAUGCUGAAAGAAGAACUGGAACUAGACUUUCAUGACUCUGUAUUCUGGACUGACAGCACCACUGUUUUGAGAUAUAUUGACAAUGAAGGUCUUCGCUUCAAAACGUUUGUUGCAAACAGAAUUGCCACCAUACGAGAGUCAACUAGACCACAACAGUGGAGAUACAUCAAUACAUCUAUGAAUCCAGCAGAUUGUGCAUCAAGGGGACUUACUUGUGAAAAGUUCAUGAAAAACGUGAGCUGGAUCAAUGGUCCUUCUUUCCUCAAAGAACCAGAAAGCAACUGGCCCGAGUCAAAUUGUGAUCUAUCAAAAAAAGUAGAUGACAGUGAAGUGAAACACUCAGCUUCAGUAAAUCUUGUGUAUGCAGUGGAUGGCACAGAUGCUGUGAACAAAUUGAUCAACUAUUACUCUGACUGGUACAAGUUAAAGAGAGCCGUGGCAUGGAUCCUUAGAUUCAAAGACAGCUUCGUACAACACAGCUUAAACAAAAAAGGCCUGAGUUGUAAAACAAAUUCCACAGCAGAAAACUGCAAGGCUCUAACAAUGCAGGACUUAACACGAGCUGAAAAUGAGAUCAUCAAGUUCACUCAAAAACAAAAAUUCAAGGAAGAAAUGUCAAUGUUGCAAAAAGGUAACACAUCUGUGAAAAAGAACAGGUGCCUUUCUAAAAUGGAUCCUACACUUCAGGAUGGAUUGCUAAGAGUUGGAGGUCGUCUUGGUAGAUCUGCAAUGUCUGAACAUUCAAAGCAUCCAAUCAUUUUACCCAAAGACUCACAUGUCACAACUUUAAUCUUAAAAGACAUUCAUGAGAGAAUUGGACAUUGUGGACGGAACUACAUGCUUUCAAGGUUGCGACAGAAAUUCUGGCUUCCUUCUGCAAACUCCAUUGUAAGAAAGCUUCUUUCCAGAUGUGUAACAUGUAGAAAGAUCAGAGCAAAGGCAUCAGAGCAGAAAAUGUCAGAGCUGCCACUUGACAGAAUCAUUCCAGAUCAACCACCCUUUACCAACGUCGGGGUUGACUACUUUGGACCGUUUGAGGUCAAACAAGGUAGAAGUAAUGUUAAAAGAUAUGGGGUUCUGUUUACCUGCUUAACAACAAGAGCUGUGCAUAUUGAAGUUGCACAUACUUUAGACACAGACUCGUGUUUAAAUGCCAUCCGACGCUUUGUAAGCAGGAGAGGCCAAGUGUCAAUCAUGAGAAGUGACAAUGGCACUAAUUUCGUUGGUGCUGAAGUUGAAUUGCGCAAAGCCAUUCAGCAGUGGAAUCAAUCAAAAAUUGAAAGCACUCUCUUGCAAAAGGGAAUACAGUGGAUGUUCAACCCACCUUCUGGAUCUCAUUUCGGUGGAGUGUGGGAAAGACAGAUAAGGUCUGUUAGAAAAAUCCUAAAAUCUGUGCUGAAAGAACAAACACUUACUGAUGAGAGCUUGCAUACAUUCCUGUGUGAAGUGGAAGCAAUAAUAAACGACAGACCACUUACCAUUUCAACGGAUGAUCCCGCCGAUCCAGAACCUUUAACACCUAAUCACCUGUUAUUAAUGAAAGGACAACAAGCCUUACCUCCUGGACUUUUCAAAAAAGAGGACAUGUAUGCACGUCGCAAGUGGAAACAAAUUCAAUAUCUUGCUAACCUAUUCUGGAAGCGGUGGGUGCGUGAGUAUUUGGCUUUGCUUCAGGAGCGGCAAAAAUGGACACAGGUAAAGAAAAACCUUAAAGUUGGAGAUGUUGUCUUGAUAAUAGAUGACUCGUCACCAAGAAACUCAUGGAUCUGUGGAAGAAUCAUGAAAACGUUCCCAGAUAACAAAGGACUGGUAAGACGUGUGUUGGUUAAAACUAAGACCAAUACCUUGGAAAGGCCUGUUGACAAGUUGUGCCUUAUUUGUGAAAUGGACAGUUAACCCUUCUCAAAUAAAAGAGUGU